Molecule: messenger RNA, 870 nt
Organism: Dufourea novaeangliae
Lineage: Eukaryota; Metazoa; Arthropoda; Insecta; Hymenoptera; Halictidae
Product: nitric oxide synthase-interacting protein homolog
Exons: 5
Coding region: 1-870 (289 amino acids)
Cellular component (GO): nucleus
Molecular function (GO): ubiquitin protein ligase activity
Source: RefSeq, a predicted model, not a curated record
AUGACACGACAUGCAAGAAAUUGUACUGCCGGUGCUGUUUAUACAUAUCACGAAAAACGAAAAGACGCUGCAUCAUCUGGUUACGGAACCAACACGCAAAGAGUUGGUAAAGAUUCUGUGAAGAAUUUUGACUGUUGCUCUCUCACAUUGCAACCUUGCAGAAAUCCUGUCAUAACGAAGGAUGGCUACUUGUUUGACAAGGAGGCGAUAUUGGAGUACUAUCUAACCAAAAAAAAGGAAUAUGUCAGAAAACUGAAGGAAUAUGAGAAACAGAAACAGCAAGAAGAAGAGCAAUCUCAUGAAAAAACUGCCAAUGAAGAACUGCAGAAGUUACAGAACUUUCUAAAGGCAGAGAAGAAUAUUGUUUCAAGGAGCAAAAAUAAAGCAGAUGAAUUAGCUUCCUCUGUUUCUAAUAUGUGUAAUGGGAAGGAUAAAAUGCUACCCAGCUUUUGGAUCCCUUCUAAAACACCAGAAGCAAAGGAUAUAAUCUUACAUAAGCCUGAUAAGACAAUUUAUUGCCCUAUAAGUGGAAGGCCUUUAAGAAUAAAAGAUCUUAUACCAGUGAAAUUUACAGAAGUGAAAGACCCAGAUGACAAAAAGAGUCUUAUUGUUAAAGAAGCACGGUAUAUGUGUCCCAUUACACAUGAUAUUUUGAGUAAUAGUGUGCCUUGUGCUGUGAUAAGGACAACUGGUGAUGUGGUGACAAUGGAAUGUGUAGAAAAAAUUAUAAAAAGAGACUGGAUUAAUCCUUUAGAUGGUAUUAAAUUGUCCACAGCAGAUAUUAUACUCCUUCAAAGGGGAGGUACUGGAUAUGCUGCAGUUAAUGAACAAUUAGAAGGUAAACACGAGAGGCCAGUAUUACAAGCGUGA